Trichomonas vaginalis G3 is the source of this 2199-nucleotide messenger RNA. RefSeq lists its product as uncharacterized. Lineage: Eukaryota; Parabasalia; Trichomonadida; Trichomonadidae. The record is from RefSeq and is a predicted model, not a curated record. The transcript has a single exon. Bases 1 to 2199 code for a protein of 732 amino acids.
AUGACUGAAGGAGAGAAUGUUGAAGUUCCGGCUGCAGAAACUGCCGCCAAUGCACAAGGAGAGCAAAACGAAGCUCAGGAUCAAGUAGAACAAACAGAAGCUGUCAAUGAAAAUCCUCCACCAGCCUCUGAGCAAAAUGAAACAGCACAAGAUCAAAAUAAUGAUCAACCAGAAGUUGCUCAAUCAAAUGAUCAAGAAAAAACUGAAAAUAAUGAAAAUAACAAUGUCACAGAAAAUCAAACUCCUCAAGAAAGUGAACAACAUCAUGAAGAAAACGCUGCAGAACAAAAAGAACCAGAAAAUAUCGAAGUUACUCAAGAAGAACACAAAGAUCAGCCAAAUGAUCAACCUGUUGAAGUUUCACAGGAACAAAAUACAGAAACUCAACAAAACCAAGAGCCAAAUACAGAAAAUCAACAAGAAGAAAAACAAGCAGAGAAUAAUGCAGAAAAUCCAGUUGAAGAAGCAAAAGUUGAGGCACGAGAAAUUACCCCUGAAGGAGAAACUGCUCCAAAAUCUGAGGAAACAGAAGCUACAGAAGCUAAAAACGAAAAUGAAAAUCAAAAUGUAGAAAAACAACAAGAAGAUCAAGAAAAAGAGCAACCCAAGCCAGAAGAAAACGCAAAUAAUACUGAAAAUGCAGAAAAUGCAUCAAAAGAAAAGAAAAGUGACGAUGAAUAUGAGUAUUACGAAGAAGAAGAGGAUGAAAAGGAUGCAUCAGCUAAGAAUCGUGAUCUCAAAACCGGAAACUCUGCAGAUCCAGAAAAACAAGGUCCACUUUCCAGUAUUAUCACAAAUGGAUUGACAAAACCUCAAGAAGAAGCAGAUAAACCAAAGCAGGAAGGCGAAGAAAGCAACGACAAGGCUCAGCAAGAGAAAUCUGGUCCAUUAUCUUCAAUUAUUACAGAUGCUUUGCAGAAACCUGACGAAAACGGCCCUGAACUAAAAGAAAACCAGCAAGGAAAUGAUGAACAAAAGGAAAAUCCAUCAAACGGCCAGGAAGAAGCUAAUCAAGAUAAAGAAGUCCCAAUUGUUGCAGUUGACAACAAAGAAGACCCACAGGAAAUUCAUAUUUCCGUUGGAGUACACGAGCCCGAAGAACCAGCCAACAAUGACGAAAACGAAGAAGAAUCUCCGAUCAGAUCUCCUCGUGGUUCAUCAACCCAACGUUCCCGCAGGCCAAUACCACCACGUACAGCCGAUCCAUUUGCUUUCCGACGCUCCAUGCCUGUUUUCAAAGCUCCUGAAGUUUCAAAGCAAGCAUUAGAGAUAAAGGCUAAAGCCCUUAAGCUAGAAACUCUUCCUGUAGUUCCUGAUGAGAUCUACACCCAAGCUAUCUACAGUUUGAGUGAAGACAGGAAGGCUAAAAUCCAAGAUCACAAAUUCAAAGAAGGAGCCACGGUAAACAAAGUCAUUUUACACAUCCAAGACAUGCAGCUUAAGCAGCGUAAGAUCAAUGCACAGCAAUCAGCCCAAAACAGCACGAAAGAACAAGAAGACGAACUUAAAAAGUUACUUGAUGAUUUUGACAAAGAGACAAAGAAGCAAACGAAAGAACUCGAAGACAAAAUCCAAGAUCAAAGGAACCAGCUCGUCGAGAAGCACGAGAAAGAGCUCGACGACCACGAGAAACUCUGGAACAGCGACCAGAUGAUGAAGAUGUUCAAUCACGUGAGUAGUUCCAUCUCAACAAUGCGUGCUCAAAUGAAAUCUCUUUUGUUGCAAUGCAGAUUUGAAGAAGCCGGUGCAAUUGAAGUGAUUGCUAAUGAACAGAAAGCGAAAGAAGAGAUGAUGAACCACGAAGUGAUGCAGACAAGAUUCAAUGAGUCCCAGAAGUUGUUGAUGCAAAGACAAAGUGAUGAAUUAAAUACUUUUGACGCAGCUUCUAAAGUCAAAGUCCAAAACUUCCAAAAUAAAAGAGCAAGAGAAAGAUUGCCUUUGGAAAACAAAUUACACAAGGUAGAGAACAUAAAGAACAUUGUAAAUGAUAAGGAGAGAUUGUGGAACAGAGAAAAAUUAAGGAGAGCAAAUGAAAUUGCUCAAACAAUGACGAGAUCAACAACUUUGACUCCUUCAAAUAGAAUCACGCCAAGAGAUUUGGAGGAAAGUAAAUUCGAGUUGUUGAGCCUUCCUCCACUUAAAUCAAACAGAAAGAAACCAAAACAAAAAGCAGCAAAGGCAAAGGCUACUUCUGAAUAA